Bufo gargarizans (Asiatic toad) is the source of this 1590-nucleotide messenger RNA. RefSeq names its product zinc finger protein OZF-like. Lineage: Eukaryota; Metazoa; Chordata; Amphibia; Anura; Bufonidae. Gene Ontology annotation, biological process: regulation of transcription by RNA polymerase II. The transcript has 3 exons. The record is from RefSeq and is a predicted model, not a curated record. Bases 54 to 1394 code for a protein of 446 amino acids. Gene Ontology annotation, molecular function: RNA polymerase II cis-regulatory region sequence-specific DNA binding; DNA-binding transcription factor activity, RNA polymerase II-specific.
GUUCUCUGUAUUCCCAGGACUGUCCAGAGGAGAAGGUCCCAGAGAAUGCUCAGAUGACAAAUCAGGCGGAAGAUCUGAUUAUUAUUAAAGUAGAGGAUGAAGAAGAGAGGAUGAUGGGCGAUCCCCCGUGUAAGAGUGAGGUGGAGGAGGACAUUCCAGGAGAUGUCACCACAGAAAUUGCCAGGAAGACUUCUGAAGAAAAUGUAAUGUUAUCACUACAGACUGAAGAUAUCAUGCAGCACUCUUCAGGAGAAAACUUAAUUACCCUUAAUUACCCUGUACAUCCAGGACUUCACAGUACAGAUCUAUCAUAUAAUACCCCUAAUCAUGAGGAAUGUUUUGACCAAUCAUAUAUUGUAACCUCAUGUACAGGUCAGAAAGGGGGUAAAAGGUUUCAAUGUGGUAAAGAGUUCACAAAAAGUUUAGGCCUUUCCACAUAUGGAUUUCACGCAGGAGAGAAGCCAUACUCCUGUUCAGAAUGUGGGAAGCGCUUUACAGAUAAAUCAAAUCUUGUUAAACAUGAGAGAAUUCACACAGGAGAGAAACCAUAUUCAUGUUCACAUUGUGGUAAAUGUUUUACACAGAAAUCAAAUCUUGUUACGCAUCAGAAAUUUCACACAGGAGAGAAGCCAUAUGCAUGUUCAGAAUGUGGGAAAUGCUUUACACAUAAAUCAAAUCUUGUUACACAUAAAAAAAGUCACACAGGAGAAAAGCCAUAUGCAUGUUCAGAAUGUGGGAAAUGCUUUACUAAUACAUCAGAUCUUGGUAAACAUGAGAGACGCCACAAAGGAGAAAAGCCAUAUUCAUGUUCAAAAUGUGGGAAAUGUUUUAAACAAAAAUCAGAUCUUGUCAUACAUGAGAGAAUUCACACAGGAGAGAAGCCAUUUUCAUGUUCAAAAUGUGAGAAAUGUUUUACACAAAAAUCAGAUCUUGUUAUACAUGAGAGAAUUCACACAGGAGAGAAGCCAUAUUCAUGUUCAGAAUGUGGCAAAUGUUUUACACAGAAAUCAAAUCUUGUUACACAUAAGAAAAUUCACACAGGAGAGAGGCCAUAUUCAUGUUCAGAAUGUGGGAAGUGCUUUAGAGAUAAAUCAAAUCUUGAUACACAUAAGAGACGUCACACAGGAGAGAAACCAUAUUCAUGUUCAGAAUGUGGAAAAUGUUUUGCAGAUAAGUCAGGUCUUAUGAAACACGAGAGGAGAAGUCACACAGGGGAGAAGCCGUAUUCAUGUUCAGAAUGUGGGAAAUGUUUCACAGAUAGAUCAAGUCUUGUUAAACAUGAACGAAUUCACACAGGAGAAAAGCCGUAUUCAUGUUUACAAUGUGGGAAAGGCUUUUCAGAUAAAUCAAAUCUUGUUAUACAUGAGAAACGUCACACAGGAGUGAAGCAUUGACUUCUAACGUAAUAAAAUAUUUUAAUUAACUCCACCCCCUUGUGUUAUUGUAGAGAACUAAAUUAGGGAGAGAUACUACUGCCGCUAGGACGGAGGGAAAAAAGAUUAACAUUAUAAAUCAAUGCUUUCCUUACAUCCUACCAGCAGCACAACAAUGUGGAAUUAACUAGAAGGGCUGAUUUUAGGCAUCUCAUUC